This is a messenger RNA of Aspergillus pseudonomiae, 470 nucleotides long. RefSeq lists its product as uncharacterized. The annotation marks the transcript as partial. NCBI's taxonomy places the organism in Eukaryota, Fungi, Ascomycota, Eurotiomycetes, Eurotiales, Aspergillaceae. The transcript has a single exon. The record is from RefSeq and is a predicted model, not a curated record.
AUGUUAUUCACACGGUCAAGGCGAAGGGGCCCGGUGGUCAGAAAGUGGGGGUCUGAUGAGGUCAAGGCUGUUCUUCCUUUUAUUACCAAGCUGAGGCAAAAGAACACCCCUUGGAAAGAUAUUCAACGGAUAUGGCUCAAGAAGUUCGGCAUUCCAAGAACGGUAAAUGCGCUGCGCGGGCAAUGGUAUCGCGCUCAAUGGGGCUGGGUCCCCCAGGUUGGGAGCGAGAAAACGCCGCCGGCAGACGUCGAGACAAUGGCAGAAACAGAGUCCUCGGAUGAACUCCCACAAGCAACGUCCUGCAGCCCGCUGCAGCCCUCGCGAGCGCGACGGAAAUCCGUGUGGAGUGUCCCCUCGAGCCCUGAGCCGUCCCCCACACCUGAUUCGGAGGACGCCCAAGUACCUCUCGCCGGCGUGUCAACAUCACAGACCCUUCCGUCGACCACGGUCGAGCAGAGGGCAGCGCGGAA